UGGGGGGGGCGGAGGUUCAGCUGGGCCAGUGCACCCAAACAGACAUGUUGUACAUGUACAUCAGCUCCGUGGGUUGAUACGCCUCCGGGUCCUGUCAGUAUUGUACUUGGGCAUCUGUACCAAUGGGAGCAGUGAAGGGGCUGUGAUUAAACACCGCCCGUGUUAAUGGGAGACACGAGAAGAGCGCGAGUGGCGGCCGGUUGAGCGCGAGCCGAUGUGAGCCGGAGGCCCGGGGGCCGGCGGGGCGAUCAUGGUGCGAGUGUACAACUGUCACCCCUUCUCCUCGCAGCAGAUUGUGGGCGUCGCGCAGGAGCCGGCGGCGGUGUGCUGCGGGCGGGACACGCUGUUCGUGCUGUGCGCGGGGGCCGGCAGGGUGCAGGCGUUCAGCGUGAGCCGCCAGGGGGGCUGCGAGCCGCUCUGUACCUUCAGCACCCUGGGCACCGUGCAGGGCCUGGCCUACAGCCAAACAGGUGACUACCUUGCAACAAUCGAGGAGAGAAGUGGCAUCCUGUACCUGCGAGCCUAUUUGAAUUGGCGACGAUGCGAGGCUGGGAGAGAUUGUCGAGUGGGUGUGCGGAUGGUAGGACACAUUCUGGACGGUCCGUUUCAAGGUGCUCCGAAAGAUCAAAUGGAGAUUGUGGAAAUGCCUCUGGCAGACCCGCCGACAUGCCUUUCCUGUUGCCCUGUCAAAGGGGAUCUGAUUGUUGGGUGUUGGAACAAAGUGGUGUUGUUUCACUUGAAGAAACAGAUCCUAGACGGUCACCCACCACUCCUGGAUUUUGAACGCGUUCUAAUCCUGCAUUUUAGUUUAAACCCACUGAGUGUGUCUCUGUGCGAUGGCUGUGUGGCUGUGACAACUGACUUGGAGGUACUGGUACUAAUGUUGGAGCCUUCCCAACCGGGAGAAGCUGGUGACCAGGACAGAGCACAGAAAAUGAGAGAGGUUGCUGACCCUGGGGAAGGCAAAUCCGCAGAAGAGAGCAAGAUUGAAGAUUCUCCAUCUGUUGGUCCAAGAGAUGGCUCCGAGGAGUUUGUGCUGUUUCAGAGUCCGUUGGAGUUGCUGGAUGAAGACACAUGCGCGUCUGGAGUCUCAACCCUCUUGGAGUGGACGAGUGUGCAGGGCCUGAGGACUGAUCUGCGGAACUGUUUGCACGUACGCCAGAUCCUGUACAGGCGUUUUGCUCCAGAUCUCUCCCAUAUUUACUCCAUUGAGGAAACUGCUCUGCAUUCUCUCCAGCUCUUGCCCAUGUACACAACAGGAUGUCCGCCAGGGAGUGAGGAGAAGGAGAUACUCAGCCUCUUCUGUUUCUUCUCGAUGCCACAUGUGGGCUACUUGUAUAGCGUAGGAAAGAUGGUGCAGCUGCUCUCGACCUAUCAAUAUCCAGAGAAAGCGAAGCAAGCAGUUCUCAGCUCCCAGUUCCUGCACGUCAUCACCAGGAAUGACUUGCAGUGUUACACAGUCAGGUGCAGUGCAGUAGCUGCCCGGGAUGAGGAUCCGGAGAUGGACACAAAUAACAAGGCUUGUCCAGCCUUUUUCAUGCAAGUAUGCGCUCUGCGCAUGCAGCUCUUCAUUGGGCUGCAAGCUGCAUGUCACUCCAGAAACCAUCUCAUCCUGCUGACCAGAGCUGAAGCUGAAGUCAGUGUUGAAGAACGUGGAUCAAAGAAGCUGUCGCUUCAUAAACCCAAGGCUAGUAAGAAGAGAGCACCGGUUACUAACCAACCAGGGUGGAAUUUAUAUUGUCUGCAGAUCAUUCCGACGAUUCAGUUGUGCAGGGAGAUGGUGGAAUACAGUAAGAGCUAUGAAGCCUGCAGUCCCCAGAGCUACGUGCAUCUACUGAGCGAGGCCCACUUGCUGCUGAAAGCAGCGCUGCUGGAACCUAGCCCAUGUGACCCAGACAAGAGAGAGGAUGUGCUGUCUGCUUUCAAAGAGAGCUGUUUGCAAAUGGGAGACUGCUACAGCCGGCUUGACAUGGAUGACUUCCACUUGGCCCUGCCCUACUACCAGAUGUCUGGCCUGCCACUGAGUGACAUCAUCAGCACUCGAUUCUCGUGGGAGAAUAAGUCUCAGAAAUUUGGCAAAGGAUUUAUUUACUACUUGAAGCAUUGCAUCUGCCAUGAGGGACAAGACCUGUUGAGUGAGGAAAUGGCAAACCAGGUGCUGCAUGUGUUCAAGGUGGCUGAACCCACAUACAUCCCCCACGCCCUGUGUAGCCCAUGCAUGGGAAACAUCUGCCUCAGAACAGCCUGGGACCAUCUAGAGAGACUGUCCAUGGUCAGCCCGUCACCACUGGUAAUGCUCACCAAAGCCUCCUUUGCAUUGAGAUUGCAGGACCUGCAACAGUACAACACGCAGAUGGAAAGAUACACUGAGAUGAAGUUGGUUUUGGGUUUUGUGGAUGAACCAAUGCUCUUGCUGUGUGGCGGCAUUGUGGCCACAGAGCUGGCCCGGCACCUGGAGAAAACCCAGCCUGGUCUGCUCAUCACUGCCUUUGUGGCUCUUCUAGACAGCAAAAAGCUUCAGCUUGAAGAAGCGGAUUUGUUCUUUCGGGAGAUCUGUAAGGAGGAGGGUGAAGAGCCUGUGGAGCCGCAGCUGUUGGUUGAUUUCUGGGAGGCCAUGUUGGUUGCUGGCAACGAGGAGGAGCUGGUGCAGAGGCUGCUGGGAAAGCUGGUGUCGGUGUAUGUCCGUAGAACGGCCGCCAGGCUGGAGCCUGAGCGCAAGCCACUCAGAACAUUGGAGGACCUGAUCAGCUCGUGUUCUCACUUUGGUACAAUUUUCUCUUGGGUCAAUUUUAUCAAUGCACCAAGUGAUCACCCGCCAAGCUUCCCGGAGGAUCUGCAGAAGUUGCAGUCCCUGUUGUGUGGCCCCUCAGUUGAUGUGAAGUCUGUUCUUCCUCUCCUGCGCCAGUUCCCUGAAGACAAUGGCCCUGGGCUCAGCACCAGUGCCCUGUGUCAGACUCGCCUAGGGCUCUAUGACAGUGCUGUGGAUCUGCUCCUCGACCACUGUCCUCAGGCUGUCCUUGCAUUUGCCAGGUGUCACAUGCAGCACCAAAACCAGCCUCUGUGGUGGAAAAAGCUUUUGCCUGAACUGUGCAGGAGGACGAGAGGAGAUGGGAAACACCACAGUGUCCUCGUUGCUUCACUGAAAGGUUUUCUGUUUGUUUCCUGUAGAAACACUGGCCAUCGUAGCCACAGAACUACAGCCCUUGGAUUUUCUGGCAUUGUUGCCAGAUGACGGUCGAGCCAUGUUUUUCCUGCCCCAUCUCCUGGAGUGUAGCAGGAAGGUGUCUGUGAUCUGAGGAGAUGCAACUGUUUUGUAAGGAAAAUCCAGAGCCCUGUGACAAGAUGUUUGAAAUUCCUGAUAAUCAAGAAUGAUUGAACAGAAUCCUGUCACUCGCCUGAUAGUGUGUAUUCAACUCAAGUCUGUUGCGCAGCGCAAUGUGACACUGAAAUCCAAUCAAUCUGCUGCAAGCACUUACACAGCAUUGCUUAUUCAAUGAAAUCACGUUUACUUCAAGACAUCUGUUGUGCUUUGUUGGACCCAAUUCUGUUUCUUCAAGAUCUUACACACUGGAGUGGGAUUCGUUCGCAGCGUGCUGUGCUGCUCUUCUCUGGUAUUAUGCACUGAAACAAGGCAUCUUGUCAUGUUCCACCCACACAGCUCUUCUGCUUUGACGAGCUCUGUUUUGUUACAUUGACUCCUACGCUAAACAUAUCUCUCUGCUCAGUACUUAAUUCUGUUUAUGUUUCAAUGAGACAGACGUCGCUCUGUGUUGUGCAAUAUGCUAAUGUCAACUGUCUUGUCUGAUGGUGGGCCAAACAGGUCCCAGGUCUGCCAGCUCAGGUCCUAGCCAAUGGGAAUUAAACGUCACUCUCCCUUGACUGAAAUCAUAUGAAUGAGAAUGCUGUAAAAUUCAAAUCAGUCGAGGAUUUGGAUGAAAUUGCUGAACUUCAAUAUCCCACUGUGCUUAUUAAAUAUUUAAUUUUUUUUACAGAACUGAGACUUGACUCACAAUUAUAAAUUUAUUGCCAAGUAGACAAGCGAGUUCAUUCUUUUUGUUUAUCUAUUGAGUCAUUAUCAUGUGUUACCUGCCCAACAGCCUCUGCAAAACAGUUGCAAUGAUCGAAUCUGAAGGACAUGUUUGUCUUUAAGUGUAACUAGCUGUCGCUCAAUGUUUUCAGCGGCCAAUGGUGGCUGUUAACCAGAAGAUCCGAAUAAAGUCUUGAUUCCAUGAAAGAUACCUUUUUUUUCUGAAUGGGAGAGAGAGAAAUAUGGGACAGAUUUUCAAUCUCAAUAAAGUUACUAUCCUCA
This is a messenger RNA of Callorhinchus milii (elephant shark), 4309 nucleotides long. RefSeq names its product HPS3 biogenesis of lysosomal organelles complex 2 subunit 1 (gene hps3). NCBI's taxonomy places the organism in Eukaryota, Metazoa, Chordata, Chondrichthyes, Chimaeriformes, Callorhinchidae. The transcript has 17 exons. The record is from RefSeq and is a predicted model, not a curated record. Gene Ontology annotation, cellular component: cytoplasm. Bases 251 to 3232 code for a protein of 993 amino acids. Gene Ontology annotation, biological process: organelle organization.